AUGUUCGUCUUCUCUCGCCUCCGCGCUGCAACAAUUUGCGCCGCACUCCUGAGCGUCGCCUCCCCCAUCCGCGCUCAGGACACCAACACCACAACGCCCUCGCAUAUCGGCAUCCUCCUCUUUCCCUCCUUCGAGCCCACCGACGUCUUCGGCCCCGUCGAGGUCUUCCAAGCUCUCGGCCGCGGCCACACCCACAUCUCGCUCUCCCUCAUCUCCAACUCCUUCGACGACACCCUCGCUCCCGUCUCGACCGCGCCCCCCGCGGACAGGAACGCGCUCAACUCGACCGCCUACGUCGCCGUCGUGCCCACCCACACCCUCGCCGCCCCGCCCCCCGACCUCGACGUCCUCUUCGUCCCUGGCGGGAUCGGCACGCGCCUCUCCGGCCUCGAGCCCACGAUCGCGUACAUCAACGCGACGUACCCCGCGCUGCACUCGCUCGUCGGCGUCUGCACCGGCGCGAGCCUGCUCGCGCGCGCGGGCGUGCUCGACGGGCGGCGCGCGACGACGAACAAACACUCGUGGCACUCGAUGAUCCCGUACGGGCCGAAGACGGACUGGCAGCAGUACGCGCGGGUGGUGCGGGACGGGAACGUGUGGACGGCGGGCGGGGUGAGCGCGGCGACGGACGCGGCGCUGUCGUUCGUCGCGGCGACGUGGGGCGAGGGCGUGGCGCGCACGGUCGCGAACGAGAUCGAGUACGAGUGGCGGAACGACCCGGACUUUGACGUUUUUGGCUGGGUCUGGCCGUAG
Molecule: messenger RNA, 753 nt
Organism: Epithele typhae
Lineage: Eukaryota; Fungi; Basidiomycota; Agaricomycetes; Polyporales; Epitheliaceae
Product: class I glutamine amidotransferase-like protein
Exons: 2
Coding region: 1-753 (250 amino acids)
Source: RefSeq, a predicted model, not a curated record